AUGGACUGGUUCUCCUGGCUGUCAAAAAGCGGCCUCCACCGCUCGCUCACAUACAAGUAUGGUCUCAUAUUCACUCGCAAUGAGCUCGAAGAGGAGGAUUUGAAAUCCUUCAACCAUGAAUUCCUCCAAAGCAUGAGGAUCUCCGUAGCCAAACACAGGCUAGAGAUUCUCAAACUUGCCCGAAAGGAGGUUGGAGAUGUCCCGCGAAGCGUUUUGAGGCUCUUUUUGGCCAUCAACAAGGCCAGGCAGAGCUUCAAAAAAAGCAUUGGCAAGUGGGCUCUUUUUAGGGAUUCGGAUAGCUCCCCUCUGCCAGAGUUAACCCCUUUCCAGGCUCAUUGGACUGGAGCCCUAAGGAAGCACCAUAGUUCAAAGGAGUUCAGCCAAGAGAAGGUUAUGGUCACAAAUAGAAGCAUAAUGAGGUCUGGACCUUUGGAUAGGAGGAGCCAUGAGAGAAUGAUGGUGACAAGUAGGAGCCUAAGUGUUUCUGGGCCUCUAGAUGGGAAAAUGCAAGAGAGAUCCAUAAACAGAAGCCUGGUAGUAUCGGUCCCAUUGGACAGUAGAGUUCAAGAGCGAUUGUUUUUUGUCAACAAAAGCCCAGAUAUGUCAUGGCCUUUGGAAGAAGGUGGUUUGGGCCCAAGGGUCAAUAAUCACUAUGGCAAAGAAAAAAUGGUUGGUGAUGAUGAUGGAGUUCAGCCACUAUGGUCUCUUUUGUUUCAAGAUAUAAAACCCACUUGA
Molecule: messenger RNA, 735 nt
Organism: Camellia sinensis
Lineage: Eukaryota; Viridiplantae; Streptophyta; Magnoliopsida; Ericales; Theaceae
Molecular function (GO): protein binding
Source: RefSeq, a predicted model, not a curated record